Messenger RNA from Parnassius apollo (apollo), 5142 nucleotides. Lineage: Eukaryota; Metazoa; Arthropoda; Insecta; Lepidoptera; Papilionidae. The record is from the annotation of a GenBank genome assembly.
AUGCAAACCAACCUGAAAACUAAAGAAAUGUUUAUAGUACGAGCUUUGGAAAAGAUUUUAGCGGAUAAGGAUAUCAAAAGAUCCUAUCAUAAUCAGCUGAAAAAGUCCUGUGAAGUGGCUCUUGAGGAAAUAAAAACAGAAUUGAAAAAUGGAGGGCAGCCAGAUUCAUCAGAAAGUCCAUCGUCAGGAACACUGCCACUACCAAAAAAUGAUGCCUCAAAUGUCAUCACGGCUGAAAAGUAUUUUUUGCCAUUUGAGUUGGCAUGUCAGAGUAAAGCAUCGCGAAUAGUUGUCACGGCUUUGGACUGUCUACAGAAACUUAUUGCAUAUGGGCAUUUAACCGGAAACAUUCCUGAUUCAACUACACCUAGAAAGUUGUUAAUAGAUCGAAUUGUAGAGACAAUAUGCAGUUGUUUUAAUGGUCCACAGACGGAUGAAGGUGUUCAACUUCAGAUAAUUAAAGCUCUUUUGACUGUUAUAACAAGCCAACAUGUAGAAGUCCAUGAAGGCACAGUACUCCUCGCUGUUAGAACUUGCUAUAACAUCUACUUAGCUAGUAAAAAUCUUAUAAACCAAACCACAGCAAGGGCUACUCUGACUCAGAUGCUUAAUGUUAUAUUUACGAAAAUGGAAAAUCAAGCAUUGGAAUCUGAGACGAAUGCCAACACUCAAAUUGAAAGUCAUACUAAAAUUUCUAAUGGUAAUAUAGUAUCCGAUGAAGGUGCUGUUAAUCAUGUAAGUAAUGAUAAUAAAGAUAACACUCCUGUACCUGAUGAACCUGUAGAUGAAAUGCUAGAAGCGAAAAUUAUCGCAAAACAAAUAGUCGAUUCUGUGAUUGAUAAUGCUAUCACAAUAGCUUCAAAGAAAACUGAAGAUGAUUCCAACCAAAACAUACCAGACAAUAAUGAAAAUCCCUCAGACUCUCAAGAUAGUGUAAGCGUAUCUCAGGAAAGCAGUGAACAAAUACCAAAUGAACCAACGAUUGCAAGGAUACCAUCACAAGAGAGUGUAGAUGUUGCUUCUGAAAAUGACAAUUCAGUCACGGCUAAAUUUACACAUAUUCUUCAAAAAGAUGCAUUCCUAGUUUUCAGAGCUCUUUGUAAACUCUCAAUGAAACCUCUACCAGAAGGUACACCUGAUCCUAAGUCACAUGAACUGAGAUCAAAAAUUUUAUCAUUACACUUACUUCUUUCUAUCUUACAAAAUGCUGGACCUGUGUUUCGAAACAAUGAAAUGUUUAUAACCGCCAUAAAGCAGUACUUAUGUGUUGCCCUAUCAAAAAAUGGAGUCAGUUCUGUGCCAGAAGUGUUCGAACUCUCACUGGCGAUAUUCCUUGCACUUCUUCAGAAUUUCAAAGUCCACCUCAAAAAACAAAUUGAAGUGUUUUUCAAGGAGAUUUUUAUGAGUAUUUUGGAAACAUCCAGUUCUUCAUUUGAACAUAAGUGGAUGGUGAUUCAAGCACUAACUAGAAUUUGCGGUGAUGCGCAAAGCGUUGUAGAUAUUUACGUUAAUUAUGAUUGUGAUCUUUCAGCAGCUAAUCUAUUUCAGAGAUUAGUGAAUGAUGUAUCCAAGAUUGCGCAAGGUAGACAAGCAUUAGAAUUAGGCGCCACACCUAAUCAAGAAAAAUCUAUGCGUAUUAGGGGCCUUGAAUGUCUAGUAUCAAUUCUAAAGUGCAUGGUAGAAUGGAGUAAAGAACUUUACAUCAAUCCUAAUAUGCAAACAACAUUAGGUGAGAGAACGGCAAAAGAAGAUUCCGAUCAUCAUAGUAUUAAAUCCCAUGGAGGCUCCAGUCUUAGUCUGAUUUCAACAGGGUCUAGUAAUGUUGGUAAUAGAGAAACAUUAGAUUCACCUGAGCAAUUUGAAGUUCUGAAACAGCAGAAAGAAGUUUGGGAAACUGGUAUUGAUCUUUUUAACAGAAAACCUAAAAAAGGUGUUGCAUUUUUACAAGAACAGGGAUUAUUGGGAACAUCUACAAAAGAAAUAGCUGAAUGGCUAAUUAAUGAUGAGAGAAUCGAUAAAAUAUUUAUAGGAGAAUAUUUAGGCGAAAAUGACGAUCAUUCUAAAGAAGUCAUGUAUGCUUAUGUAGAUUCUAUGAAUUUUUCUAAUAUGGAUAUUGUAGCAGCAUUGCGACAUUUCUUAGAAGGAUUUAGAUUACCUGGUGAAGCGCAAAAAAUUGACAGACUUAUGGAAAAAUUUGCGGCCAGAUAUUGCGAAUGCAAUCCGAACAAUACGUUGUUUAUGAGCGCCGACACCGUCUACGUAUUAGCAUUUUCCAUAAUAAUGCUCACGACAGAUUUGCAUUCGCCACAAGUCAAGAAUAAAAUGACAAAGGAACAAUACAUCAAGUUAAACAGUGGCAUUAGUGACAACCAUGAUCUGCCUCGUGAAUAUCUGUCGCAGAUUUAUGACGAAAUUGCUGGUCAUGAAAUUAAAAUGAAAAAUACGUCAAAACCAGGAAAACUUAUGAUUUCUAACGAAAAAAAACGUAAAUUAGUAUGGAAUAUGGAGAUGGAACAAAUAUCCACAGCUGCUAAGAAUUUAAUGGAAUCCGUAUCACACGUUCAAACGCCGUUUACAACAGCCAAACACGUUGAACAUGUACGACCAAUGUUUAAAAUGGCGUGGACUCCGUUCCUUGCGGCCUUUUCAGUGGGGCUGCAAGAUUGUGACGACACGGAAAUCGCUUCACUGUGUUUAGACGGAAUAAGAUGCGCCAUUCGUAUUGCUUGCAUUUUCCACAUGUCUUUAGAAAGAGACGCGUAUGUGCAAGCCCUUGCGCGAUUCACCUUACUUACGGCGAACUCACCAAUAACGGAAAUGAAGGCGAAAAAUAUUGACACCAUAAAAACUUUGAUUACUGUAGCGCAUACGGAUGGAAACUACUUAGGAAAUAGCUGGUUAGAUGUAGUCAAGUGCAUUUCCCAACUCGAAUUAGCUCAGCUUAUAGGCACAGGAGUUCGACCUCAAUUUUUAUCCGGAUCGGGUAUUAAGCCUCAGCCAGAUUCAUUGAAGUUUAGCCUUAUGACUUUAGACCCAAGUGUGAAAGAACAUAUUGGAGAGACCAGUUCGCAAAGUGUUGUGGUAGCUGUUGACAGAAUUUUCACGGGAUCGACAAGGCUCGACGGUGACGCAAUUGUUGACUUCGUUAAAGCCCUUUGUCAAGUGUCACUUGACGAAUUGAGUCAUCCCACAAAUCCUCGAAUCUUUUCUCUACAAAAAAUUGUUGAAAUAUCAUACUACAAUAUGGGUAGGAUUAGGCUACAGUGGUCGCGUAUUUGGCAAGUUCUUGGUGACCACUUUAACAAAGUAGGCUGCAGUAGCAACGAAGAUAUCGCCUUCUUCGCCGUUGACUCCUUGAGACAACUUUCGAUGAAGUUUAUAGAAAAAGGCGAAUUUGCUAACUUCAAGUUCCAAAAAGACUUUUUGCGACCUUUUGAACAUAUAAUGAAGAAAAAUAGCUCUCCUACAAUACGUGAUAUGGUUGUGAGAUGUAUUGCGCAAAUGGUGAACUCUCAGGCUCCAAAUAUUAAAUCUGGUUGGAAGAAUAUUUUCUCGGUGUUCCACUUGGCAGCAAGUGAUCAAGAUGAAGCGAUCGUUGAUUUAGCAUUCCAAACGACUGGAAAAAUUAUAACAGAACUAUACGAAAAACAGUUUCCUGCAAUGAUUGAUUCUUUCCAAGAUGCAGUCAAAUGUCUUUCUGAGUUUGCCUGCAAUGCGAAAUUUCCCGAUACGUCCAUGGAGGCCAUUAGAUUGGUAAGAUCUUGUGCAACAGCUGUUGGGGCAUCUCCGCAACUUUUUGCAGAGCAUGCGGGACUAGAGGGUGAACCUGGUGCUCCUGAAGAAGACAGAGUUUGGCUGAGAGGGUGGUUCCCACUAUUGUUCUCAUUGUCAUGCGUCGUAAGCCGUUGCAAAUUAGACGUCCGAACUCGAGGACUCACAGUCCUAUUUGAAAUUAUUAAAACACAUGGUGAUUCAUUCCGUCCGCAUUGGUGGAGAGAUCUGUUCAAUAUUCUGUUCAGAAUCUUUGACAAUAUGAAAUUACCUGAACAUCAAUUAGAGAAGAAUGAAUGGAUGACUACAACAUGCAACCACGCGUUGUAUGCGAUUGUCGACGUCUUCACGCAGUACUUCGACAUUCUUGGUUCUCUCUUACUUGAACAACUCUACGCCCAACUGCAUUGGUGCGUCCAACAGGAUAACGAGCAACUAGCCAGGUCUGGCACGAAUUGCUUAGAAAAUCUAGUCAUAUCGAAUGGAAUGAAAUUUAGUGAAGAUACCUGGAGCAAGACUUGUCAGAUCAUGCUGGAUAUAUUCAACAGUACAUUGCCUACCACCUUACUUACAUGGAAGCCGGACGAAAAUGACGAUGGCGAGACUCCACAUGUUCGUCACGGAAUCUUGAAAAAACCGCAAGUAGGGGACGAAGCGAAAUCCUCUAACCGAAUAUUUAAUAGUCUUCUGAUAAAAUGCGUGGUGCAACUUGAAUUGAUUCAAACGAUUGAUAACAUUGUCUUCUACCCGGCGACAUCUAGAAAAGAAGACGCCGAGACGUUGGCUUUAGCAGCCGCUGAACUUACUGGCGGUACUCCGGGAGCAGAGCAAGAAUGUCAGCGUGAAGAACAAGGAAUGUAUAGGCUACUUAGCUCGCCGCAUUUGCUGCGACUCGUGGAAUGCUUGAUGUGCAGCCAUCGGUUCGCAAAAACUUUUAACACUAACAACGCGCAGCGAAAUGUGCUGUGGAAGGCAAAUUUCAAAGGAUCAGUGAAACCCAACAUGUUGAAACAGGAAACUCAGUCGCUUGCCUGUGUGAUGCGGAUCUUAUUCAAAAUGUACAGUGACGAAGCCAGGCGGAAUCACUGGCCUGCUGUACAAAAGAGUUUAAUAAAUAUCUGUUGCGAAGCGCUGGAGUAUUUCGUCGGAUUGACCAACGAAGCUCAUAGAGAUGCAUGGACAUCUAUUCUACUGCUGAUUCUCACACGGAUACUGAAGAUGCCCGAUGAAAGGUUUGCGGCACACGUAUCCAGCUACUACCCGCUUCUGUGUGAGAUCACAUGCUUCGACCUAAAGCCGGAGCUACGCACUGUACUGCGGCGCGUCUUCAUACGCAUCGGACCCGUGUUUAAUAUCGUCAAAAUGCAAUAA